AUGGCCAAGUCCAAGAACGCGUCCCAGCACCACAGCAGCCAGAAGGCUCACCGUAACGGUAUCAAGAAGCCCAAGACCAACCGUUACCCUUCCCUCAACGGUGUCGACCCCAAGUUCCGCCGCAACCACCGUCACGCUCUCCACGGCACCAUGAAGGCCCUUAAGGAGCGCAAGGAGGGCAAGCGCGAGGUCGCAUAGAUUAUGAACUCAGUCUUAAAAAAAUGGGAAACAUGAAAUGCAACUCGAGCGUGCAAGAGGUCCAGAGAACAUAACGUGUGUGACGAUGAAGGACGGUCCGCUGUGUCGAAUAGGCCUGAUUUUUGCUUAUUUCUUGCGCGACGAGCCUCGAGUUGUUUGAUAUCAGGAAAUCAACAGGCUUAAUUCGAUGUGCACAGCGGUGCCAUUUUCCCAAGCGGAAUCUCUUCUGCUAUAUCCCUUU
Penicillium psychrosexuale is the source of this 439-nucleotide messenger RNA. Its product is annotated as 60S ribosomal protein eL29. Gene Ontology annotation, cellular component: ribosome; cytosolic large ribosomal subunit. Gene Ontology annotation, molecular function: structural constituent of ribosome. The coding region runs from base 1 to 198 and encodes 65 amino acids. Gene Ontology annotation, biological process: cytoplasmic translation. The transcript has 4 exons. The record is from RefSeq and is a predicted model, not a curated record. Lineage: Eukaryota; Fungi; Ascomycota; Eurotiomycetes; Eurotiales; Aspergillaceae.